Molecule: messenger RNA, 818 nt
Organism: Bufo gargarizans (Asiatic toad)
Lineage: Eukaryota; Metazoa; Chordata; Amphibia; Anura; Bufonidae
Gene: FAM216A
Product: family with sequence similarity 216 member A
Exons: 6
Coding region: 143-655 (170 amino acids)
Source: RefSeq, a predicted model, not a curated record
GCUGCGCAUGCGCAGGUCUGUCACUUCUCUCCAGGAGCAUCCAACCAGUAGACAGAUGUGAAUCCCACUGUGUGCAUGUAACCAUGGGGACCUGGCAUCUUCCUAGAAGGCUAGCAGCUGGGCGAGGCACCUGCAGGAGAAGAUGGAGAGGUUCACAAGAUGCCCGGCUCCCAGUUCUAAGAGUAAGAACAUACCAGCCCAGAAGAAGCCCAAUGUAAGGAGCAUGGAUUGUGGCCGCAAGGAUCUUGGAGCUGGAGCUCAUGAUGAAAUAAAUUCAAAGGAUUCAUGGAAAGGAUGUCGUCUGCAGAUUGGUCCUUUAAGACAGGAGGUUAAAACAAUCAAAAUUCCCAGGUCUAUGAAAAAUGAACCAUUUCUAAAGCAUCCUGACCUUACUAUGGGCCAAAAACGAUAUUUAUGCAGCAUUGCCAGAAUCUACAGCACCAGGAACAUGAGAGCCCUGACCGAAAAACAUCAGCUUUCAAAGAUAAGAUGUGGUUCAAAGAACGUUCAUCAGAAUCUUCCAGUUUCAGGAAAAAGCAAGAAUGAAAUAAAGGGACAUUGUAGAAGAGUCCAUACAGCAGCUACAACGGCCAUAGAAGAGAUGCGUGAGCAAAUCACUUGCCUUUCUGUGAAUGAGAACAACUGUGAUGGCUGAAAAUACUGCAAAAACAAUAGGAUUUAUUUUGCUUGUACCUUACUACAAUCCGUUACCUGGAUAACAUGUAUUUAUAUACUUACAUAUUCUACCCCACCAACCCCAGUACACUGGAUGUUUCCAUUUCUCCAAUAAAAACUUCAUAAAAGAUUAAAACAAAAAA